Messenger RNA from Ceratitis capitata (Mediterranean fruit fly), 874 nucleotides. RefSeq names its product FAM206 family protein CG9288. The record is from RefSeq and is a predicted model, not a curated record. Gene Ontology annotation, molecular function: actin monomer binding; actin filament binding. The transcript has a single exon. Gene Ontology annotation, biological process: regulation of filopodium assembly; dendrite morphogenesis; regulation of actin filament polymerization. Gene Ontology annotation, cellular component: nucleus; dendrite; lamellipodium. Bases 26 to 718 code for a protein of 230 amino acids. NCBI's taxonomy places the organism in Eukaryota, Metazoa, Arthropoda, Insecta, Diptera, Tephritidae.
CUAAAAACAGCAAAACUAAAAUACCAUGUUGACCAGCCCAGAAGAUCCACUGUUACCAUACUACUAUAAUCAUGUACCCGAAGUUAUUGCUGGUGUAGAAGUUCCGUCAAUAAUAGAAGAUUGGGUUGAAAAUUACCCCAGUGUUGUGGAUCGUUUCUUCACACGUUACUAUUACAUUAAAGAAAGCCCAGAACCAGCACCCUAUCAAGUUCUUUUCCAUUCAAAUCGUGUGUGUUUGAUUGGUCUGGCGCCCGAACAUCCAGCAUUUGAAGCAGGUAUCAAAUCGUUCUCAUUUGAUAUUGGCAACACGGAUCGUAGCAAGAAUACCGUUAAAGGCAAAGGUAAGAAGGGCGGUAUGGUGCUACAGCAUGACUCUACAUUAGCCAUAUUGACCACGCAGCAAGAUAAGACCUAUAAAAUACCCAGUUGUGUUCAAAGUAAAUUAAUUGAAGUAAAUACAAUGUGGGUUGAAGAACCGAACCGCUUAAAGACAGCCGGUGAAGGGGAAGGCUAUGUGGCUAUUGUACUACCGAAACCAGAAGAUUGCGCAAAUAUUAAAAGCAGCCUGCUAACACAAGCGCAAUACAAUGAAAAAUGGGCUGCAAUUACGGCAAACUUCGGAAAGAAAAGUGAUGACGGUGAAGAGGGUUUGGUUGAGAAGAACGAAGAGAUUGGCACUAUAGAAUCUGCUGUUGCGGUUGCGUCAAAAACAGAUUAACAUUAAUAUUGUGCUAUUGCUUUUUUUAAUAAAACUUCUCCACUCAAAUACGUAUUUAUAUUACUAAUGUUUAUGGUGUGAAUUUAAAUAAAAUUUAAUUGUAUAAUUUUGAUAUGCAGAAUAAAUAUUUUUGAGUUCUUCAACUGACGAAAUGUC